Molecule: messenger RNA, 642 nt
Organism: Schistosoma guineensis
Lineage: Eukaryota; Metazoa; Platyhelminthes; Trematoda; Strigeidida; Schistosomatidae
Source: the annotation of a GenBank genome assembly
AUGGUUUUACAAAAAGAUGAAGAUUAUGUGAAUUUUCAACCUGGUGGAACACAUAUAAAAAAAACAAUCGAACCAGAAUGCACAGAGGAAGACCAAAAAGAAAAUAAAAAGGGUGGAAGAUGGAAUACCGUUCGUAAACUUGUGACCAGUGCAAGUCAACAUAUUAAUAGUUCACAAAUGUUGAGGUUAUCUAGCAUUUUCUCUAUAUUAGCUCAACGUCAUAAAAAUGUUAUUACAGCUGGUGAUAUACUGCUCGUUAUGAGAGCAUUAGGUGAUGCAUUAACAGAAGCUGAACUACAUGAUUUGAUCUUUGAGUUAGAUGUUGAUCGAGAUGGGAAAUUAGAUUUUUCAGAACUGUGCGCUUUUGUUGUUGAACGAAUAUACAAGAAGAAAUUAGACCAUGAUUUUGAAGAAUUAUUUCGAAUACUAGAUCAAGAUGGUGAUGGAACACUGUCAAAAGAUGAUUUACGCAGUAUUUUACGCUAUUUUGAACUGGACUUCAGCGAUGAAAUAAUUGAUGAUAUUGUGAAGGAAAUUACUGGGUCUGAAAAUAACCUUAUUACCUAUUCAGAUUUGUUUAAGUUUAUCAUAGAUUCAGACAAGGAGUUUACUAUUACUGAAAUCUUGAACAAUCCUUUAUAA